AUGGCGGCAGCUGUUGUAGCUAGGGCAGUGCGCGUGCGGAUACGGCAGCGCGCGGGCAGCAGGGCGUGCGGGGCGCGGGGCAGCAGGGUGCGCAGGGCGCGUGGGCAGCAGGGCGCGCUGGCAGCAGGGCGCGCUGGCAGCAGGGCGCGCAGGGCGCGUUGGCAGCAGGGCGCGCGCGGACAGCAGGGCGCGUUGGCAACAAAGCGCACGCGGGCAGCAGGCGACGCGGGCUGCAGGGCGCACGGGCAGCAGGGCGCACGGGCUGCAGGGCGCGCGGGCUGCAGGGCGCGCGGGCUGCAGGGCGCGUGGGCUGCAGGGCGCGCGGGCAGCAUGGCGCACGCGGGCUGCAGGGCGCGCGGGCAGCAGGGCGCGCGGGCAGCAGAGCGCGCUGGCAGCAGAGGCGCGCGCGGGCAGCAGGGUGCACGCGGGCAGCAGGCGACGCGGGCAGCAGAGGCGCGCGCGGGCAGCAGGCGACGCAGGCAGCAGGCGCGCGGGCUGCAGGGCGCGCGGGCUACUGGGUGCGUGGGCUGCAGGGUGCGCGCGGGGCGCAGGGCAGCAGAGGCGCGCGCGGGCAGCAGAGCGCACGCGGGCUGCAGGGCGCGCGGGCAGCAGGGCGCACGGGCUGCAGGGCGCGAGGGCAGCAGGGCGCACGCGGGGCGCAGGGCAGCAGAGCGCGCUGGCAGCAGAGUGCACGCGGGGCGCAGGGCAGAGGUACUGGAGCUGGAGGUGCUGGAGGUGCUGUAG
Messenger RNA from Closterium sp. Naga37s-1, 744 nucleotides. The record is from the annotation of a GenBank genome assembly. NCBI's taxonomy places the organism in Eukaryota, Viridiplantae, Streptophyta, Zygnematophyceae, Desmidiales, Closteriaceae.